Messenger RNA from Colossoma macropomum (tambaqui), 5359 nucleotides. It is a transcript of the gene bnip3la, whose product is annotated as BCL2 interacting protein 3 like a. Gene Ontology annotation, cellular component: nucleus; mitochondrial outer membrane; mitochondrial envelope. NCBI's taxonomy places the organism in Eukaryota, Metazoa, Chordata, Actinopteri, Characiformes, Serrasalmidae. The coding region runs from base 54 to 764 and encodes 236 amino acids. Gene Ontology annotation, biological process: positive regulation of apoptotic process; defense response to virus; mitochondrial outer membrane permeabilization. The record is from RefSeq and is a predicted model, not a curated record. The transcript has 6 exons.
CUCGCGACGCGGCAGCGCGUGCAGGAGGGCGCGCGAGUGACUGGAGAGGCAACAUGUCCGCCACAGCCGCCGCGCAGCAGAACAACAACGAGGAGCCCGGGCUGAACGGCUCCUGGGUGGAGUUGGAGUUGAAUGGGAACACAGGGCCUGUGUCCCAGCAGCUGACCCCCAGCCUGGCCUCCUCUGCAAGCAAUGGAAAUGAAGGCGAGUCUUCAGCUCCCCUGCAGGCUGUGCAGGAAGUGGAGGAGGAGAGCCUGGCUGGAGGCCUUGAGCAUGUCCCUUCAUCCUCUUCCAUCCAUAAUGGAGACAUGGAGAAGAUCCUGCUGGAUGCACAGCAUGAGUCCAGCCCCAGCAGCUCCUCUUGUAACAGUCCUCCCCGACCCCACAGUCCUGAACAUGAUGAGGGUCUGAUCACAUUUGAUGUGGAGAUGCCCAGUGAGAGAGAUUGUCAGUCAGAGGACGACAGCCUGGAGAAGGACAGAGAGGACGACAUCCUUAUGAAUAAAGGCGAGAGCUGGGUGGCAGACUGGUCCAGUCGACCUGAAAAUAUACCUCCCAAGGAGUUCCAGUUCCGACACCCAAAGCGUUCUGGUUCAGUCUCUCUGAGUAUGAGAAAGACUGGUGCUAUGAAGAAAGGAGGGGUCUUCUCAGCUGAGUUCCUCAAAGUGUUCAUACCCUCUCUGCUGCUCUCUCACAUUCUCGCCCUGGGACUGGGGGUCUACAUUGGGAAAAGGCUGACCACACCUUCCACCAGUUCGUUUUAAGUCCAAACUCAUACCAGUGCCUGGAAAUUCCAUCUGAUGCAGUGGUGGCAAAGUUGUGUCCAAACACCUCUAACUUGUUUUGUUAGAUACUCUCUCUCCUUCUCUGCCUCGUCCACUCCUCCCCAUACACUUUCUCUCUCUAAACUUCCCACUCAUGUUUCUCGUGUUUAUGACCUAUCACCAGAAGAAGGUGGGAGAAGAUCUAUUUGUCAAUCUAGUCUUGUGUUGAUGUUUUACUUUGCAUCUAAUGCUGUGGGUAACUUAGUUGUUUUAGGUGUUUCAUCUUGCUUUCCUGUUUUAACAUGUAAUUAGUACUUAGUAACUGACCUUUCUUCCUUUCUUUUACACUGGUAUGCAAGGCGGACAGAAGUAACACCUGUGGUUCCCAAAACCUACACAGCUACUACUACAACAACCACCAGCACAUUACCUGUCACUUUUUAUCUUCACAGUGUGCUUUGUACCUACGAAACAGAUGUGGUAGUGUUGUUAGGUUUAGUAGUGCAUAAGAUUGUGAAUGGCUGAUCUUGCAGUUGCAUUUGGAACCUGCCUAGAAUAUUCAAUAUUCAGCUCCCCUUUAUUUUCCUUUUAAGCGCCUUUAGACAAAGAGAUUGUGUUCUGUAAAGCCAACCAAUUAAGAUAGCUGUGCCAUCUUUGGAGCAAAUCCACUCUCAGCAUGUAGUUUAAUUCUGGUCUUAAAACUGUGGUCUCAAGCCAUUUUUAAUUUAAUCACUCCCAACACAAGUGUGUCCUCCAGGAAAGACAAAAAGGCACGCAAAGAUUUUUUAAAAUUAUUACUUUGGUACACUUUAUUAAAAGUAAGCGUACCUUAAAACUGAGAGCUUUAUGUAGACUGUUAAAAGCACCCUUACCUGAACAUCAUGAUUCACCAGAAUCAAAUGCUCUCUACUUUACAUAGCAUGUUAACUUAUAUUAGAUAUGUUCAGAGACAACUUCUUGACCACUCCUUGACUCUGGAGUACAGAGCAGUUUUCUCUGCAUUUACUCACACCAGCAGGAAGAAGCUUACAAUCCGGAAGUGAGCCUCACUUGGUAGGGAACUGGAGCUCCACUCUCUGAUUUUCUUAAAUGGAACAACGUUUUGUAUUUUUUGGGAAAUAUGCUUUAGGUAUAGAUAAGGAAAGGUCGUUUUGUAAUAGAGAUAAAUGAGGAGAGAAACUGAAGACAUAGGAGUUAUUGGGGAAAAUUUUGACAUGCAUUUCUUCCCCUUGGAUACAACCUUGGAUAAGUGAUAUUAAUGAAGUUCUACUUCUGGUCAUCGCAAAAAUAGGCAGCAAAUUUGAUGAGCCUUAUGUUCCACAUGCAAAUAGAGGACUCGUAACGUUUGAUAGGGUAAUCAUGGUACCACUCAAUGGAAUGUGUGCACACUUCCUAAUUUUAAGAUACCUGACUGGUUAAACAGUACUGCAGAUGCAACAUGCAUACUUGCCUUGGAUGCAUAUCAUGCUGUCCUGGACCAAUCUCACAGAAACAACAUACUAUGCUUCUUAGUGCCAAAGGGUCUCCACUGUGACGCUUAUAUCUGUAAGGCCUGACGUCAACACACAUUCACAUUACAUCUUACAUACAAGGACCCUUCAGUCUCUCAUCAAUACUUCUGUUGCUUGCUCCAUUUUGACAUUAUCAAACACCACGUAAGGCUUUUUGGUUUUGUUGUGAAGGCCCAUUCAGUCACUUCAUUUUGUGUGAAAUGUGAAGCACUUCUGUAAUCAUUUGUCGUAUAGCAAUGUAUGUGAAGUGUGGAUACAUGUUUUUUUCCUUCCCUUAGAAUUCUAAUUUUUCGGUCUUCGAAGGUACAGUCAGUGUUUCCUGCUUUUUGUGACUUCAUUUAAAUACCAUGGUUGUCAGGACAAAGUGAUCUUUUUAUGGUUCCUAGCCAAGGUGUAUUGCUAAGAUCCUUAAGAUCUUAUUGACGCUUACAUUGAUAUGUCAUUGAAUAUCAUAUAUUACAGAUGACAAUAUGUAGUUUUUUUAUAUAUUUAAAAAAUCACUGAUUUGACCCUCUGAGGAUUUGGAAGGAGACUGUUCAAAAGAUUAAGGCACCUUGACAUCACAUUGUACCCUCUAAUGUAUGUGCUGGAUCGAUCUUGUCAGUUCAAAGCUUUUACCUCAGUCAUUUGCCCCCCUCAGCAUCAGCCACAACAAAUACAACUGUGACAACAACAUGGCCCAUCAUUACUCUGCACUGCCAUGAUUCCUCGUACAUGUUUGUUCUGGUCCUGAGGGGGUGCGGGUGACAAGAGAGGUAGUCGUUACUGAUAUUUUCAUAACGCCUCAAGCUUUUGCACCUAUUUUGUCUCCCAUUGCAUGAAUACAAUGUCUCAAGCUCUGGAUCUGCUUUGGACGAUGGAACUGUUCCUUGAAGUGGGACAAAGAACUGUGAAUGAAAAAAAGUUGUAGCUUAUUACAGUGAGAUAAACUAGGACUGCCCUGCCUCAAAAGGGUGGAAUUACUAUAUUGUACAAUUUACGCACAUUAUGUUUUUUUUUUCUUUUUUGUUUUUGCUUUGAUCAUCAGUAGAGCGACUGAAAUAUGUUCAGAUUGGAGGGCGGGGCCCUCAUGGUUGGCAUUCCCUGGCUGUGUUUCAUUUGAAUUUAUGGUAGCUAUGGAAGUGAUGAAGAAAAACUUUUAGUUUCUUUUAUUUUUCACAUAUUGGAGAAAAAAAGACAUUAAAAUUCCAAAUACAACCCAACAUUCUCAAGAAUACAUGUUUUUAUUUAUUAUCAUUCCAUUCAUAUGUACUUUGUGUUUCUGUUUGUGGGGUGAAUAUAUAGAUUAUAACUAAUGUUCAGAUUGACCAAUGAAAGAUCAGUGAAACAAUUCUACUAAAGCAAGACAAGCAGUUUAUAGACUGUAUGGCAUACACACAAAACCAAACCAGUGAUUAGAAAGCAAAGACUGGUAAAUUUGGGUUCGACUUUUAUUUUCAGCAUGUACAACACAAGUGAUAAACAUGGUUCAAAUCUAAUUUCAGGACCAGAGUUUAGUUAAUCUAAUUUGUAAUCCCAGAAUGCCAAUAGCCAAAAUUCCAUCCCACAGGUAGUAUGUUCUUUUAUCCUUUGUCACAUCUUUCACCCACAUUUCAUUACAUGCUUAAUUAAUGUGAAGUUAAACCCACACAGAUAAGUUUAUUAAACUGAAUAAUGGGAAGCCUGUCUAGUUGGAGUUGGAAAUAGGGUCUUAUCUGAUUAAUGCAUGCUGGAUGUGUGUGGUGUGUGGAAUGUGUGAAUACUUUCCCCCUACGAUACGAGUGUCCUCCCUCGAGCGCUGAGUGUGAAUGCAUGGCUUUGUUGGUGCACUGUGACAUUGAGGUUGUGUUAUUUGGUACUCUGUCCCAGCAGACAGGCAAGCAUGUGUCCUGAAGUCUGGUGGUGGUCUCUCCUGUCCUGAUGCAUGGAAAAGGUACGGAGAACACACGGUAUGCAUGGCACAGGAGGAGCAUUCUUUUAUGUACAAACUUUCAAACUGAAACUUACCAGUUAUCCAGUAGUAAUAAAACAAACACUUUUGUAAAAUUGGAGGUAAAGUUGACAUUACUGUGCUUCAGUGAAAUUCUCAGAGUUCAAACAUGAUCAGUGUUUAAAAAGAAUUUAUGAUGUUAUGGGCCCUUUCACAUCAUUGCAAAAUAGACAAGGGCACAAACUGUGACUGGAACUGAGACUUCAUCUCUUGUAUGGGCUGUAUUUCUGUUUCUUUUUGGUCUUCUACCAAGUUCCAGAGGAACUCUGUCUAAGUCCAUGGGUUGAGUAAUAUUUACUCUUUUCAAGUCUAGUUUUCUUUACUGCCAGCACCUCUGCCCCACUUUCCUCAGCUUGCCUUAAUUACUACACAGUGCUCCUGUGAUUAAAAGACAUUUGCACGUGCGGCUGACCGUCACAAACAAAUAACCCCAGAAAGAUACACUAUAUGUCCAAACGUUCGGAGGCACCUGCUUAUCCGGCGUUUCUUCUGAAUUGGCAAGUUAGCUUUGCUGUAACACUCCCUACUUUUCUGGGAAGGCUUACCACUAGAUGUUGGAACAUUGCUGUGAGAAUGUGAUUGCAUUCAACCACAAGAUAAUUAGUGAGAUCAGGUACUGAAGUUUGAUCUUUUAGCUCUUAUCACAAACACCACUAACUCAUUCCAAAGAUAUUGGAUGGAGCUCCAAACACUCCAGAGAACACAGCUCCACUCCUCCACAGUUCAUUGCUGAGGGGCUUUAUACCCCUGUAGCCGAUGCUUGGCACUGGGUGACCGAUUCUAUUGCCAAUGGUUUUUAAGGAAGCUGUGUGUGCACAAUUGAAUGUCUUUGUGAGCAACUGGUGCAUCUCAAAAUAGCUGGACUCACCAGUUAGGAGUGUCUGGAUACUUUUGGGCAUAAAGUGUAUUUGGCAGCAUGUAGGAAUUGUGAUUGUUCAGUUUAUCUAUGUCUUGAAAUCCUGAUUAAACAUGGACAAAGGCUUCUGAACUUUCUUUAGCCAAAGCAUUUUUAAGGCCGUCAUUUGUAAGAUAUGUAACGAAUGAUUCACUACACUUGUAUAAAAACUGUAUUUCUUGUUUUGAUUGCAUUAAAGGUAGUCAAUAUGGUGAUUUUC